Diceros bicornis minor is the source of this 3633-nucleotide messenger RNA. RefSeq names its product tubby-related protein 4-like. The record is from RefSeq and is a predicted model, not a curated record. Lineage: Eukaryota; Metazoa; Chordata; Mammalia; Perissodactyla; Rhinocerotidae.
AUGGAAAUACUGAAUUUUUGUAGUAUGCGCCCCAUCAUCUCCAUCUGCUGGGGACACCGGGACUCGUGGCUGCUGAUGGCAUCAGGACCAGCCCUGUACGUGGUCCGUGUGGAGCACCGCGUGUCCGGCCUGCAGCUGCUGUGCCAGCAGGCCAUUGCCAGCGCCCUGCGAGAGGACAAAGACGUCAGCAAGCUGACCCGCCCCCCCCGCCUCUGCUCCCACCUCCCCACUGCCUUCAUCCCCACCAUCAAGCCCCCGAUUCCGGACCCCGACAACAUGCGCGACUUUGUCAGCUGCCCCUCGGCCGGCAACGAGCGUCUGCACUGCACCGUGAAGCGCACAGAGCGCGGCCCGGAGGUGGGCGGCCCGUGCCACACGCUCUGCCUGGAGCACCUGGGCGGGCUCGUGCGCGUCCUCAAGGGGCGGCGCGUCAGCCAGCUGCGGCCGGAGCUCGUCAUCACGGACCCGCCGUCACACAGCAAACCCGAUGAAAUCUAUGGAAACAGCUUGAUUUCUACCAUGAUCGACAGCUGCAACUGCUCAGACUCCAGUGACAUCGAACUGAGUGACGACUGGGCUGCCAAGAAAUCUCCCAAAAUCUCCCGAGCUAGCAAAUCACCCAAACUCCCAAGGAUCAACAUUGAGGCUCGGAAGUCCCCCAAGCUGUCCCGGGAGGCACAGGAGAUCUCCAGGUCUCCACCGUUGCCGAUGCGCAAGCCCUCCAUUGGCUCGCCCAACCUGACGCGAAGAGAGUUUCCCUUUGAAGACAUCACUCAGCACAACUAUCUUGCUCAGGUCAUGUCUAAUAUCUGGGGAACCAAAUUUAAGAUUGUGGGCUUGGCUGCUUUCCUGCCAACCAACCUCGGUGCAGUAAUCUAUAAAACCAGCCUCCUGCAUCUCCAGCCGCGGCAGAUGACCAUCUAUCUCCCAGAGGUCCGGAAGAUUUCCAUGGAGUAUGUUAAUUUACCUGUCUUCAACCCGAAUGUUGUCAGUGAAGAUGAGGAUGAUUUACCAGUGACUGGAGCAUCUGGUGUGCCUGAGAACAACCCACCGUGUCCCGUGAACAUCCCCAUCCCGCCCAUCCACAGCUCAGCUCAAGCUAUGUCCCCCACGCAGAGCAUAGGACUGGUACAGUCCCUGCUGGCCAAUCAGAACGUGCAGCUGGACGUCCUGACCAAUCAGACCAUGGCCGUGGGGGCAGCUGAGCAUGCAAGUGACAGUGCCAACCCAUAUGCAAUCUCGGACCGCUACUCCAACCCUGGACAGGUGAUCUUCGGAGGCGUGGAGAUGGGCCGCAUCAUUCCGAAGCCCCCUCAGCUGUCCCUGCCGCCGCCAGCACAGGGGGCCAUCCAGCUGUCGGUGGUGGACCACGGAGACCAAGACCACGAGCACCUGCAGAAGCCAGCCAAGGCCCUGCGGCCGGUGCCGCAGCUGGCCGCCGAGGGGGACGCCGUGGUGUUCAGUGCCCUCCAGGAGGUCCAGGUGGCGAAGAUGAGCCCCCCACCGCCCUACCCAGGAACCAUCCCCGCCGCCCCCACCACGGCAGCGCCGCCGCCCCCGCUGCCGCCCCCACAGCCCCCGGUGGACGUGUGCUUGAAGAAGGGCGACUUCUCGCUGUACCCCACGGCGGCGCACCAUCAGCCGCCCCUGGGCUACGAGAGGAUCACCACCUUCGACAGCAGCGGCAGCGUGGAGGAGGUGUGCCGGCGGACGCCAAUGCUCUGCGCCGGGAACACCUACACCCUCCCCGGCCCAGGCAGCUCGGCCACCCUGAGGCUCACGGCCACCGAGAAGAAGGUCCCCCAGCCCUGCACCAGCGCGACCCUGCACCGCCUGACGGUGCCGCGCUACUCCAUUCCACCGGGGGCCCCGCCCCCGUAUCCUGCCCUCGAGGACGCGGGGCCCGGCCCGGCCGCGGCGCAGAGGCCGGACAGCAGCCUCAUCCACGCCACGCUGCGCAGGAACAACCGCGAGGCGGCGCUGCGGACGGCGCAGCUGGCCGAGCCCCCGCGCGCCCCGCCGCAGCCGCCGGCCAAGCCCAAGGGCGCAGCGCCUUUCCCCGCGCGGCCGCCGCCCGCCCUCUACACCUGCAGCCAGUGCAGCGGGGGCCCGGCCGGGCGCGCCGAGCAGGGCGCGGGGGCGGGGGCGCAUGCGGCCGGCACGUCCCCGCUGUCCCCGCAGUCCUCCUACAGCCUCCUGAGCCCGCCCGACGGCGCCCGCGAGCGCGCCCACUAUGUCAACUCGGCCUUCCCCGAGGACGAGGCGCUGGGCCAGCACUCCGUCGAGAAGCCCCUGCGGCACCCCGCGCUGCCCGAGGCUGCGGUGGCCGGGAAGCGGCCGCCCCCUCACCAGUGGGACCCCGUGCUGGGGGAGGACAUCUGGGUUCCCCAGGACAGGACAGCACAGACUGCAGUGCCCAACCCCCUGAAACUGUCCCCUCUGAUGGCAGGUCAGAGCCAGCACCUGGACGUGUCCCGAGUGCCCUUCGUCUCCCCCAAGUUGCCCGCCAGCCCGACUGCCACUUUCCAGACGGGCUAUGGGAUGGGAGUGCCCUACCCAGGAAGCUAUAACACCCUCCCUUUGCCGGGAGUGCAGGCUCCCUGCUCCCCGAAAGACACCCUGUCCCAGACACAGUUUGCACAACAGGAGCCCACCGUGGUCCUGCAGCCCGCCUACCCGCCCCCCCUCUCCUACUGCCCCCUGCCCCCCAUGUAUCCAGGAAGCAGCACGUGCUGGAGUUUACAGCCGCCACCUGUCGCCUUGCACCCCUGGAGUUCCUACAGCGCGUGCCCGCCCGUGCAGAACCCCCAGGGCACGCUCCCCCAAGGCACACUUGGUGGUGGAGAAGCCCCCGUGUCCCCACCGCCCACCGACCUCCAGAGCCACCUGGGCACAGAGGUGAUGGUAGAGACCGCUGACAACUUCCAGGAAGUCCUCUCCCUGACGGAAAGUCCGGUCCCCCAGCGGACAGAGACAUUCGGGAAGAAGAGCCGGAAGCGCAUGGACAGCCGCGAGGAGGGAAACGUUCAGGCCACCACAGAGGGCGAGAUGAAGAAGGAGGCUCGGACUCGGAGCGACUUGAAUUCCCUGAUCUCCAGCCCCCGUCUGGGGAGGGAGAAGAAGAAAGAGAAGAGUCAGAAAGACCAGCUGAAGUGGAAGAAGUUGAACAAGACGAACGGGUUCCGGGACAGCUGGGAGAGCGAGCCCGGGCUGGGCGUCAGCGGGGACGAGCUGGUGACCCGGAGCCAGGGCGGCCAGACGGGCUGGAAGGGCAAGCGCAGCCUGCGCGCGGCCGGCGAGCCGGAGGAGGCCAAGGGCCGCAGGGCCAGCGAGCGGGAGGACGGCCGGCCGCGCAGCCAGGGCUUCGUGCACGUCAUGGCCAACAAGCAGCGGCUGUGGACGAGGCCACGCAGGGGCUGUGCUAUCUGCUUCCAGCAGGUGCUGCCCAGACCCGGCUGCCCUGUGUCCCGCCUUGUUUGUGCUUUAAUGUCUUUGCUUCCCUCCCUCGCCCCCCAGGUGAUGCAGUUUGGAAGGAUCGACGGCAAUGCGUACAUCCUGGACUUCCAGUACCCCUUCUCCGCUGUGCAGGCCUUCGCCGUCGCCCUGGCCAACGUGACUCAGCGCCUGAAAUGA